Doryrhamphus excisus (bluestripe pipefish) is the source of this 4276-nucleotide messenger RNA. It is a transcript of the gene sf3b1, whose product is annotated as splicing factor 3b, subunit 1. Gene Ontology annotation, biological process: spliceosomal complex assembly. Lineage: Eukaryota; Metazoa; Chordata; Actinopteri; Syngnathiformes; Syngnathidae. Gene Ontology annotation, molecular function: mRNA binding. The record is from RefSeq and is a predicted model, not a curated record.
GGUAACUUCCGGUUUCAGUAGCGAACAGCCACAACCAUCAAAAUGGCGAAGGCCGCCACAACGCACGAAGAUAUCGAGGCCCAGAUCCUGGAGAUCCAGGGGAUGAAGGCCUCCCUGCUGGAAGAAGGAGCAGCAGAGCAGGGAGUAGGCCUGGUAUCGACUGGCUUUUAUGACCAGGAGAUCUAUGGAGGAAGCGACAGUCGCUUUGCUGGCUAUGUCACUUCCAUCGCUGCCAAUGAACAGGAAGAAGACGAUGAAGAGGACACGUCAACAAGUUUGCUGGGGCAGAAAAAGCAAGGGUACCACGCUCCAGUGGCCAUCCUUAAUGCCAUCCCUCAGUCAGAUGAACAAUAUGACCCCUUCGCUGAGCAUCGUCCACAGAAGAUCGCAGACAGGGAGGACGAAUACAAAACUCGCCGCAUGCAGAUGAUCAUCUCGCCGGAGCGUCUCGACCCAUUUGCAGAUGGAGGCAAAACGCCAGAUCCGAAGCUGCCGGUCAGGUCAUACAUGGACGUCAUGAGGGAGCAAAACCUGUCCAAGGAGGAGAGAGAGAUUCGGCUGCAGAUGGCAGAGAAGGCCAAGUCAGGUGACCUGAAAGCUGUCAACGGUUCUGCCGCCAGCCAAGCUGCUGCUAAACGCAAACGUCGCUGGGACCAGACAGCUGACCAAACGCCCUCCAAUGCCACCCCCAAAAAGAUGUCCAGCUGGGAUCAGGCUGAUGCCACGGCUGAGACCCCAGGACACACUCCUGCACACACACCAUCCAACAGCCGCUGGGAUGAAACCCCUGGCCGGCCCAAAGGCAGCGAGACACCUGGCGCCACCCCCAGCACCCGUAUGUGGGACCCCACCCCAAGCCACACACCUGCUGGCGCUGCCACCCCAGGAAGGGACACCCCCGGCCAUGCCACCCCUGGCCAUGGAGGAGCCACGGGAAGCGUGCGCAAGAACCGCUGGGAUGAAACGCCAAAGACGGAGAGGGAGACCCCCGGACACGGGAGUGGCUGGGCAGAAACACCUCGCACCGACAGGGGGGAUGAGUCUGUUGGAGAGACUCCUACUCCGGGGGCCAGCAAGAGGAAGUCCCGUUGGGAUGAAACCCCUGCUAGUCAGAUGGGCUCCUCAACACCACUGCUCACCCCUGGAAAGACCCCAAUAGGAACACCUGCCAUGAACAUGGCAACCCCAACACCAGGUCACCUAAUGAACAUGACUCCAGAGCAGCUGCAGGCCUGGAGGUGGGAGCGAGAGAUUGACGAGAGGAACCGGCCUCUCACGGACGAUGAGCUUGAUGCCAUGUUUCCCGAAGGAUAUAAGGUGUUACCUCCCCCAGCUGGGUACGUGCCCAUCCGCACACCAGCCCGCAAGCUUGCUGCCACACCCACCCCAAUUGGCGGCAUGACAGGCUUCCACAUGCAAGUGGAGGAUCGCACCACCAAGCAGAUGAAUGACCAACCCUCCGGGAACCUCCCCUUCCUCAAACCCGAUGACAUCCAGUAUUUUGAUAAACUGCUGGUUGAGGUAGAUGAGUCCACGUUGAGCCCAGAAGAACAGAAGGAAAGGAAGAUCAUGAAGCUGCUAUUGAAGAUUAAAAAUGGAACUCCACCCAUGAGAAAGGCCGCCCUUCGUCAGAUCACAGAUAAAGCUCGCGAGUUUGGAGCGGGACCACUGUUCAACCAGAUCCUGCCACUGCUCAUGUCCCCCACCCUCGAGGACCAAGAGCGCCAUCUGCUGGUUAAAGUUAUUGACCGCAUUCUCUACAAAUUGGAUGACCUGGUUCGACCCUACGUACACAAGAUCUUGGUGGUGAUUGAGCCCCUGCUGAUUGAUGAGGACUACUACGCCAGAGUAGAGGGGAGAGAGAUCAUUUCCAACUUGGCAAAGGCCGCCGGCUUGGCUACGAUGAUCUCCACCAUGCGUCCUGACAUCGACAACAUGGACGAGUAUGUCAGGAACACCACUGCCAGAGCCUUUGCUGUGGUGGCAUCAGCCCUGGGCAUCCCAUCCCUUCUGCCUUUCCUCAAAGCCGUCUGCAAAAGCAAGAAGUCCUGGCAGGCCCGGCACACAGGCAUCAAAAUUGUCCAACAGAUCGCCAUCCUCAUGGGCUGCGCCAUCUUGCCUCACCUGCGCAGCUUGGUGGAGAUCAUCGAGCACGGUCUGGUAGAUGAGCAGCAGAAGGUCAGGACCAUCAGUGCCCUGGCCAUCGCCGCUCUUGCUGAAGCCGCCACACCGUAUGGUAUCGAAUCCUUUGACUCUGUCCUCAAGCCUCUCUGGAAGGGUAUCAGACAGCACAGAGGAAAGGGUUUGGCCGCCUUCCUCAAAGCUAUUGGCUACCUCAUCCCGCUGAUGGAUGCCGAGUAUGCCAACUACUAUACCAGGGAGGUGAUGCUGAUCCUCAUCAGAGAGUUCCAGUCCCCAGAUGAGGAGAUGAAGAAGAUCGUGCUCAAGGUGGUGAAGCAGUGCUGUGGCACUGACGGUGUGGAAGCCAACUACAUCAAGACUGAGAUCCUGCCCCCCUUUUUCAAGCACUUCUGGCAGCACAGGAUGGCCCUGGACAGACGCAACUAUAGACAGUUAGUGGACACCACAGUGGAGCUGGCCAAUAAGGUGGGAGCAGCCGAAAUAAUCUCUCGCAUUGUGGACGACCUGAAAGACGAGGCUGAGCAGUACCGUAAAAUGGUGAUGGAAACCAUCGAGAAAAUCAUGGGCAACCUUGGAGCAGCUGACAUUGACCACAAGCUGGAGGAGCAGCUGAUUGACGGCAUCCUGUACGCCUUCCAGGAACAGACGACUGAGGAUUCAGUAAUGCUCAAUGGUUUCGGCACCGUGGUCAACGCCCUGGGCAAGCGUGUUAAGCCCUACCUGCCUCAGAUCUGUGGUACAGUGCUGUGGCGUCUAAACAACAAGUCAGCCAAAGUGCGUCAGCAGGCUGCCGACCUGAUCUCUCGCACUGCUGUAGUUAUGAAGACGUGUCAGGAGGAAAAACUGAUGGGUCAUUUGGGUGUUGUGCUUUACGAGUACCUAGGAGAAGAGUACCCUGAAGUGUUGGGUAGCAUCCUGGGUGCACUGAAGGCCAUUGUCAAUGUCAUUGGUAUGCACAAGAUGACGCCGCCCAUCAAAGACCUGCUUCCUCGCUUGACCCCCAUUUUGAAAAACAGACACGAAAAAGUGCAGGAGAACUGCAUCGAUCUGGUGGGCAGGAUUGCGGACAGAGGUGCUGAGUAUGUGUCGGCCCGAGAGUGGAUGAGGAUUUGUUUUGAGCUGCUGGAGCUUCUCAAGGCCCACAAAAAGGCGAUCCGCAGAGCGACAGUCAACACGUUUGGUUACAUCGCCAAGGCUAUUGGCCCCCACGAUGUCUUAGCCACGCUGCUCAACAACUUGAAGGUGCAGGAGCGUCAGAACCGUGUGUGCACCACAGUCGCAAUCGCCAUCGUGGCUGAGACGUGUUCGCCGUUCACUGUCCUCCCUGCGCUCAUGAACGAGUAUCGUGUGCCUGAGCUCAACGUGCAGAACGGUGUACUCAAGUCACUGUCCUUUCUGUUCGAGUAUAUUGGCGAGAUGGGCAAGGACUACAUCUACGCCGUCACGCCACUGCUGGAGGACGCGCUCAUGGACAGAGACCUGGUCCACAGGCAGACAGCCAGCGCUGUGGUCCAGCACAUGUCCCUGGGUGUGUAUGGCUUUGGCUGUGAGGACUCCCUCAACCACUUGCUCAACUACGUGUGGCCCAACGUGUUUGAGACAUCGCCGCACGUCAUCCAGGCCGUCAUGGGCGCACUGGAGGGGCUCAGGGUCGCCAUCGGGCCAUGUCGCAUGCUUCAGUACUGCUUACAGGGUCUAUUCCAUCCAGCCAGGAAGGUGCGAGAUGUGUACUGGAAGAUCUACAACUCCAUCUACAUCGGCUCACAGGACGCCCUCAUUGCUCACUACCCUCAAGUGUACAACGAUGAGAAGAACAUGUAUGUCCGCUAUGAGCUGGACUAUGUCUUGUAAAUACUCCUUCCUUUUGUUUUUUUUGGAUCAACAGCUGCUUGGAGGUCCACAGUGAGCGUUAAAUGUAGGUGCAUUCCCUGUAAAAGAACAAUGUAGACUACAUAAUCUACAACACACCCCUCUUAUCUACCCUUUAGUCCCCCAUCAUUGUCAGAAAUCCGUUGAAAUUGUUUUAAAUAUUUGCAUAUUUCCUAUGUAAUGAUUCUGAUGGGGUAUUCCCUCUCAUUUCACAUCUCUUCUUAUUAGAUUGUUUUUAUUUAACCAAAUAAAAGGUUUAUGUACA